This is a messenger RNA of Pungitius pungitius (ninespine stickleback), 8261 nucleotides long. RefSeq lists its product as uncharacterized. The transcript has 7 exons. The coding region runs from base 6565 to 7812 and encodes 415 amino acids. The record is from RefSeq and is a predicted model, not a curated record. NCBI's taxonomy places the organism in Eukaryota, Metazoa, Chordata, Actinopteri, Perciformes, Gasterosteidae.
UCUUGCCAAGCAUUUUUCACAUCAGAAAAAUUGUCUUAUUUUGAUGAAAUAUAUCUUAAUUUUUCUUAAUAAGAUUUACCAACUAAUAUCAAGUUAAAUUUAACUAGGUGUGGACAUAUUUUGCUAAAUAUUCCAGCAAUACGAUUAUCGUCCUUAUUUUAAGAUUGAGACCACUUCCACAACUUCUCAAUUUAAGAAUCUUAGGAAAUGACAGCAAUUUAUUUCAAACAUGAAAGUAUGCAGUUUGAUUAAGAACAAUUGUAUUCAACAGCCAAAUACAGCCAAAAACAUAAAAUGUCUAACUUUUCAAGUAUAUCUGAGCAACAGCUGUUGUAAUGACAGAAUAACAGUGCCUUUUACAAUGCAUCAGAUGAGGCUUUGUGCAGCUCAAUCACAUCCCUGAGGUAAUAUUUCAUUGGGACAUAGACUAUAUCCUUGUGAGUAAAGCUGUAAUAUGGAGUGAAAUCUACAAGGUUAUCAACAGAUACAAGCUCCGUUGCUUGCGCUAAGUUUGGGAUCUCGAUUUGAUAUGCCAUAUAAUCUCUAUCAUAACAAAUGGUGUUGUACGGCAUGAACUCAAAACAGUACAAUGAUGAAUUGAUCACAUAGAUAUUUCUUAAAAGUCCAAAUUCGGGCAGAUCAGAAUUAACAUCACACACAAAUAAUGACUUUUCCCGUAUGUAUUUGUUGCCAUUUAGAUUAAUCCAUUUUACAGACACAGCAUGGUUAACCUCAUCAUUUCCAAGGAAGGCUCUUGUUUUUUCUUUUAAGUAUGACAUGUUUGUUAUUUCUGAUUUUGGUCCCAAUGUGCAAUCAUUUGAAAAAAUGGGGUGUUCAGAACUACUUACAUUCUGACAACAUUCAUACAUUUGAUUAUGCCUUAUUAAGGAUUUGCAAACAUUUUUAAAGUUUAGUUUUGAAGCCCACUGUUUAAAAAAGCAAUGCUUUGAUUCAAAUCUCAUGCACAUAUGACGAACCAUUGGUCCCAGUUGCUUAAUCUGAGAUGGCACAUGAAUCAAAUAAUGUUGCUUUGGAGUGAUGUUGUUAUCUGGGAAAAGGUUCUUCAUGUGUUUUAGGUGCUGUUCAAUAAGUGAUUUUAAUGUGUUGAUAGUCUGUACACUAAUAACAGGAGCAAACAAAAUAUGAACUAUCUCUAUCAGCUCAAGAAUGACUGUGUGGUACUCACUACCUUUUACUGCAUCAAUUAAAAAUGGCAGAAUUUUAAGAAGAACAAGCAUUUGGCCCGAGGACUGCUUUAAUUUAUUGUCAUUGGAUGCUAAUGUGCUGUAGCUUAUAGGGCUUGGUUUAUCUCUGACAUCAUGUGGAGAAUAGGGAAAUGCAAGUAAUGCACCAUUGAAAAUAUCCAAGUCAAGUUGCCCUAAAAGUACUAAGUGUUUCAUCACACACUUUAUUUCUAAUGGGGCAAUGCCUUCCAGUAUUACGUGCAUGAUGUCUUGUGGUGUUUGUUGGAUCAAGUUAAAAGCCGGGAAUUCUACUAGUUUACUCCUUCUGUUGAUCCCAAAUGUAGUUUUUAAACUGUUUCUAAGACACUCCGUAUUGGCCUUCUCAAUAUCACUACACUGCCGCAUAUGUCUCUCUAUUGUUCUUUCUUCAAAGUAAUCCUCAUCAAAAUACAAUUGCAUGUCCUCAAAUGUACAUUCACAUUGCCUACAUUUCUUGAAAGCAAAACCAACACCUUCUUUAAAACCACAAAGCUCAUGCUGAGCUAAAGUGUCCCCACAAAUCGAAAAUAAUGCUCCAUAUAUUUCACGUUCACCAUUCCCAAUUUGAAUUCUAACACCUUCAUAAAGCCUUACCAGGUCCUCUUGAAGCCGUCCCAAAAUUGCAUCAACUCCACAUUCAGACAGUUGGCUCUUCCUUGCAAUGGCGAGUAGGCGAAUCGAAGCCAGUUUUGAUCGAUAUUUUGGAUUAAUGUUUCCAAGUGUAUAGUAAAACAUUACCAACUUAUUCUUGGAAGCAUGAGACCCAAGCGGAUUGCAAAGUUCAAUGUCAUCAGAGUAAAGGAUUAUUUGUAAGGCAGAGGGCCGGGCAGAAAAUAAGGGGUGUGAUUUCACGAAUUCACCAUCUGUAAUGUCAUACAAAUAGCCACUUCUGUAUUUCUGUGGCUCAUCUAUCAUUGACAGGACUUUUGGAUGGGACAAUAAUUGUUCCAGACUUUUGAUCAGAGGAACAUAGUGAAAACAUUUGGGUCUGGUAGAGAGGACUCUUUUUGCUCCUUUUUUAAGAAAGCAAGCAGUAUACCCAACAAUAACUUCCUCUGACUCUACAAAAUGGAAAUGAUCCUUAAUCACACAGUCCUGCCUGUACGUUGUUGAAACAGAGGCAAACGGAUCUUCCAACUGGUCAAAUACUGCCAGAGCCUCCUUUUCAAGUUCACUUCCCUGAUGUUGAUGGAAUACUCUUUGUAGCCGACUCCUCAGAUUGGUCACCAACAAAGCUUGGUACUGUUGCAUUGCUGCCACAACAUCAUUCACACCAGUCUGAAAAACAGGGCCAAAAGGACAGAUGCAAAUUACAUUACAUCAGAAUAGUCCAAUGUAAAACAUUUUCAUUUUGUACUAGCCUUUAGGGCCAGAUAUUGCACCACCCUUUCAAUGAGCAAUUUUAGAGGAACGUAAACUACAAUAUUUAUUUUUUAAAAAGGGGAAACAAUUCACUCAUCAAUUGAAUGAUGGGGCAAUUAAACAUAAUGCCAAAUACAUGUCUAAUUUAAUAUGCAAAAUCUAAUUUGUGUUGGGCAAAAGAAAAUGCACAUGUUUAAAAAAUAAAACAUUACAGAGAUGUCCGUUGUAUUACAGUAAAAAGAAGCUGCAAAGGGAACAGACUAAAUGCACAGCAAAACUGAAAAAAUUAUCAAUGCAGAUGAACUACCCUUGAGAGAGGCUAUAAUUAAUUUUGAGAGGUAAGCUUUAUAGCAAGAGCACUCCAGGCUUUGACAGUUGAUAGACAAAUGUAAAUAUUAUUUAAUGAUCAGAUUUGAGAUUGCAGAGGAUCACCAAAGACUAAAUUAUGUUAAUGUUGCAUGCGGACAGACCUGCGAAAGAUGGUGUCUUUCUCUUGCACUCAACACAAUAGCAGUAGCUUGUCUGGUCAGAAUGUCCUGGCAGGAGGCAUCCUUAAAAAAGAACAGUCAAAUCAGAUGCGUCUAAUAUGUUCAAGCAUCUUUUGGUCAAAUGUGUGAGGAAAUGAACCUGCUAUAAUCGCAGUAUUGGCAGAUUGUAUGGGAGCAGGGGGCUGCUAGGGCCAACUACAGUUCAAGAUCAAAUAUGAACUACUGACCAUGACCAACAACAAUAUACCCAGAAAAAUCAAAUGACAAGAAGAUACAUGGAGCAUUAGAAAAGAUUGUUAUUGUGUGCUAAAGAAAAAUAUUUACAUGCAUACCUCAGAUUGGUGUGAUUUAGAGGGGCCAUCUGCAGGCUCACUUGGCAAAUCUGGUAUGUUCAAAGCUGUUUGUAUAGUACAGUCACAUGUCUGGGACAUAGUAGGGUGCCGUGGAGAGGUGAGUUUGCUGUUGUCAAAGCCAGAGUACAAUGACACUGAAUUGUCAAAAGCCCCAAAAUGCUCGCCGAUGACAGGAUCAGGACAGGGUUGCUCUCUGUUCUCCACCAUUGCAUCCUCCGUUGGUCGCUCUACGUUAUCCACCACAUUUUCUGCUGGACUCUCUCGGUUUUCCACCAUUGCAUUAGUUGGCCUGUAUUUGUGGACAUGAAAAUAUUAGAAGAGCAGGGGCCCAAACUUAUAAAAGUCUUUGUGCAUCAAAAUACUUUUGCUACAUUAGAAUAAUGAAAGGUAUCGGUUUUAAAAAUAACUGAGGAAAGGGUUGGAUCAAACAUUACAACAACUCACAUCAUAUAUGCCCAUAGCCUACUGCAACUUUGACAUCAUGCAUUUAAGGCAGUAUUUCAAAAACAUUGGUAAAUCAUUAGUUCCGGUGUUCUGUCGAUCUAUGCUGCCUUGUCGAAAAAUGCUACCGUAGCGCAAAUCGAUGGUAGGGUCUAUCGAGUCGCGCUUCCCUAUCAAAAUAAUGAAUUAUUAUGUGUUCCCAUUUCGAAUUGUGCAGGCAGGCUGAAUCCCAUAGAGGCAUAACUCUAACAGUAUUGACAUCAUAUGCUUAUUUGACAAUAUUUUGAUACUUUAUUGAAUAUUUCAGUGGUGGCGUAUUCUGAUAGACAAAUAUACCCUAUCAAAUAAUGCUCCCCCAACACAAUCAUUAUAUAUUGCACCACUACUCACUCCAUGUGCACUGUCAGGAGAUAAGGAGCAUAUUUUGAUAUUCUAUUAAUGUAUAUUUAUUGAAUAUUUCAGUGUUUUUACCGCAUGUCCGACCUGCUAGGUUGCAUAGAUUUAUGGGCGGGGAAUCAGACCACAAUUGUGCAUGCGCAGAACCGAUAGGUAGCAUAGAUCGACAGAACACCGGAAAUAACCUUGCUCUUUUUCAGUGUUAAGUGCAAUAUAUUAUAGCACUUAACGUUAAAACAUCCACGAGUCAAACUUGUAAAGCAUUCCCCGUAUACUGGCACGCCUUUGGGGCGGCAUUGAAUCAUUAUUAAAUUAAAAUUACAUAUUAUUGAGCAAUGCGCGCCUCACCAAUUGAAAACCGCUCACUUAAGUAACGCAUAGUGAUUUACCUAUAUGCCCACACGUUGUUAGUGUUUAAAUCCAUCGCUGAUGUGCGGUCCAGUCUCGAGGUGUCCAUCCUUCUUCCUCCCCUUGAGUUUUCUUCGAAUAUGAUACCAAAGUGAGUUGUAGACACGAUAUUCUUUGCUACAACCAUCGAUUCCACAAACGACACGGAAAUCUGGACUACGACUAUGAGCCGAAUUGAUAUGACUCAAUAAAGAUUUGAGGGUUAGACCCACAAAAACAAAGCAGAUAACGCAACGCCAAAUCAUGAUUUUCUAGUUUAGCUAGCUAAGCUAGCUGGCUUGUUGACGCAGAUAAACAACCCUGUUCCCACUUCCCAAACACGCACAGGUCUGGGUAACGCCAAAGCGUAGCGUCCCCUUGGGGCGACCUGUUUGAUUUAUCACAUAUACUCAUCAAGGGAAAGUGUCUAUAAAUAUGUGUCUCAUAAGAGCAGCAACCAGUCAUUAAUCAAUGAUCUCAUACAUUGGGCUUAAUAUUGAUUAUAUUUUAGUAAAAAUAAUUUUUAUUAGGAAAACGGGGCAAACUUAAGCUGUUUCGGCCGACCGCACCCCUGGCCCUACCCUGAAAAUGGUAUAUUCCAAAUGUGGUCGCGCCAUUGUGUAGAGAAUUGGGCGCGCAGCGUUUAACGGCAGUCUUUGGAUUUCCAAUGCAGCUACAUUUUGUUUGCUGCAGGAGUUUUAGGAAUUGCGGUUGAGCUAAUGGAUCAACUGGACGAGGUUGCACUUGCUACACUAAGAGGUAAGAUAUAUUAAAUCAUCUUUUCCUAAAACUCGUUUUUAUUUUUGAACCUACCUUGCUAUGUUGGCCUGUGUGCUAAAACCCAUGUUAGCUAGCUAGCAUGGCUGAAGAUAUUCUUAUUAGGGAUGGCCCGAUACCAUUUUUUUUCCAAACCGAUACGAGUAUGUGUAUUUACAUUUGUGUACUUGCCGGUACCGAUACUUUCGGUAACAUAGUGCGCGCUGGCUGUCACCCGGCGGGCCGCGAGUUUCACGUAUGUGAAAAGCACUUGCGGGCCACAUAAAAUGACUUGGCGGGCCGGAUUUGGCUGUGAGUUUGACACAUGUGUUUUAAACUAUCAAUCUGAUUAAUUUCGAGAUGCAUUUUUUUACAAUAAGAUGCGUUAUCUGGAGCGAGGGGCGCCCGCUCAUUUAAAUCCGCUCGAACCAACUUUCGGUGGAGCGACGCGGUGCACCGGCGAGGGGGAAGAGCCACCUGGGACACGGCAGGAAACGGCUGCACCCGGCGUGCGGAGGGUCCGGGCCGGCCUGAUUAUUUAAAAUCUUUCACAUCGUCCGGCGCUCGUCCAGGAUGCGCUUAAGCACCUGUUCACACGUAACCCCCCCCCCUAAAAACAUUUUCUCAUCGAAUCUACACGAUUCAUGUAGGUCACCUAUUUUGUUUUCAAAACGGCGAUUGAGCCCAAACCGCCGCAUUUCAACUCAAAAUAGGUAAUGUACGUGAAUCGUGUAGAUACGGUACAGGUGUCUUAACGGUCGUUAUCUACCGGACCGAAUAGCAACUCUGAUAUUAAUAUAGCUUUAAUAAAUAUACCAUAUAUAAAAACAUUUUUGUGUUAGCACUGGGAAAAUGUUGACUGGAGCAAAAUCAAAUCAAAUUUGCCCAUAAUUGAAAAGCUCAGUAUUCAGUAUCUUGGCACUAACUGUAUAUUUUUCUAUAGCUGCCAGGAUUGGUGAAGACUUACUGCCUUCCCUCUCUCGAGAUGAAAUCAACGAUCUGUUUCCUGGUCCUGAAAACUUUCACAGGCGGCGGGCAAUAUGGCUUGCUGUAAAUAAAGAUAAAAAGGUGGAGACUGCUGCGGAACUACCACUGCCAUCAGUGACUGGAGGCAGUAGUCUUUCACAAGAAGAGCCCAAAAUUUCUAAGUUUGUGGUUAUGUCCAGCCCGGAAUUCAUAGUUUACACAGACAGUGAACUUGAACAGGUGCGACGUGCCUACUUUGAGCAGAAACGGAUGGGGACUGAGAACAUUGUGGAGUUAUCUAAGGAGCUCUUCUGCCGGCUCAUAAGAAACACCAUGUGUAAUAUGAUCGCAAUUGCAAGAGCUACAGAAGAUGCCAGAUAUCCCACCAAACCAGAGGUCAAUGCCAUGGCAAAGCGGUUGGUGGAGUAUUAUCCGAUGGUACAACACUGGGAGUAUGUUGCCAAAAAGCUCAUGAAGAGGCUUUCAAAUGUAAAAAGCCCAAAGAAGGCUGUUCCUCCUGCAAAGAAACAACGGCAGGAAAUCGAGGAAAUGACAACGAGUGACUACGACGGGGAUUCGAGUGCUUCUACGGUCAUUCUUCAGCAGUCCCCAGUCAGAGCCAGCACCCCAGUUCAACACCUGAAUAACAGUGGUUCGGGCGACGUCCUAGACAGCCAGAAAACCCAGGCAAGGCACUACACGACACUGCAACAGAUGUGCCGGUCCAACAAGCCAAACAAAGCUUCAGUAACCCAUUUGCUGAACUUGGAGUUUGAGUCAAGAAGACUCUUCAUAACCUCUGACACUCUAAAGGAGCAAGACCGACCCAGCAAGAUUCUGGAGGCCUAUUCUUGUUUCAAAGACUUGGAUCAUGUCUUAGAUGAGUUGCAAAGGAUAAUACAGCCAAACAAUGCCCACUACGUCUCAGAAAUGAGGAAUAGAUGGAACGACUUUUUUUCAAAGGUCCAAUUUUAUGGGGUGAUGAAAAAAGUGAUGAAGCCCCCUAAAACAUUGGAUGGAGUGGAACAUGCCACUGCUGUUUUCAGAGCCCUGCCACUGCUCUUUCCAUCCAGCACUUUGCCACCGAAGAAGCUAGGCGCAUGCAGCGACGCGGUUUUCCAUGUCCUUACGGCUUCAGAGAACCCAGACACGUACUUGAGCAAGCGGCCCGUGGCUUGUCCAGUUAUGCUCGUCUGUGGGGAUAACUGCAUGAUUGCAAUUGGAAACACACCAGUGACCACCUUUGACAGGAAGAAGUUUGAUGAAGGCCUCCUUUACCUUUUGGGGUAUUAUUAUUGUCUGCACCUCACUUAUCCAAAGUUCAUUUCCACCAUGCUCUCAGUAUUGCAAACUGAGGUUCUCCAGGACUCCCUGCAUGACCAAGAUUCAACUGCUUCCUACAAAAAAGCCAUUGCCGAGUGGAGGGCCUUCAUUGAGUGAUUGACUAUCUCCAACAUUUCUUUUCAGUUUGAGAGUCAGACUCGUUAGCCGCGUUUGUUGAUGUCAUUGGACGUCCUUUAAUGAGUAAGUGCAUUACUCUGAGAAAAUUGUUUCUGUUCGAGGAAAAAUAUGUUGCUGUCAGUAUUCCAGCUGAAACGUUUUAUUUUUAUUCUAACUGAAAAUAUGCAGGUAUUCCAGCCUCAGAACAAAGUACUUGGUAUUGGUGUGAUGGUCCUGGACUCAGUGAGGGGAUUGAUGGAUGCAACACAUGUUGUUGAGUGAGAAAGAACUGCAUUAAAGAAGUAAAUGCUAAAACAAGAUGCUUCUGUUGACUUAAUUUGAGACUAUCGAACUUGGUUUCAUUGUGCUGUUUUAAUAUAUUGUCAUAAACUUUUUUUUGGCAAGUUAUUAACCUUACUUCAAGGUAUUAUUUCUUAAAGUCAGCUAAA